AUGCUCAAUUGUCGCAUAUGCCUCUGGCGAUGCAUCCGAGCGCUCGAUACAUCCGCUUCUCAGCCGCACCGCCUCCGUCAUGAUGUAGCUUCGACGCUCUUUAGGGACCAGCGGAGGUCUCUUCGAACCACGACGAAUGCGAUUCGCAAAGUAGAUGCCCGGCCAACGAACCUCGCCAAGGUCGAGGAACUUUCGAGAUCGGAAGACGAGCCAUGGAAGAAAUCACCGCAAGCGCUCAGUCAGAAGAAGAAGGAGCGGGCUGCGCUGAGACAGAAGCCCGCCCAUGAUCGGGCUCACAACGAAGUUACUGGCGAUUUGAUGUGGUUAGGGAAGCGGGAUCCAAGGGUAUCGGCAAAGGACUGGAAUAGACGGAAGAGGGAACUCCAGUAUCUCAAAGAUCCCCUGGAGCUGGCGACCUUCGUCAGGAAGGAGCUGGGCAAGGACAAGAGCACGGAGAUGCUGCAGCUGGUGCGCAUGGCUAGCCAUUCUAUGCAGUGCAUUGUCAGCUGGAAUCACAUCAUCGACCACUUGCUAGCUAAGGAGAGGGUGUCGGACGCUUUGAAAGUUUAUAAUGAGAUGAAGAAGCGAGCACAGUUUCCCGACUCAUAUACGUAUACCAUUCUCCUGCGAGGGCUGUCGAUCAACGCACACAAGUCGGGAGCCCUCAGCAAAGCCCUAGCCGUAUACCACUCCAUGUCCGCCCCGAACUCCAGAGUCGAGCCGACGAUCAUUCACACUAAUGCCGUCUUGCGCGUAUGUGCCCGGGCAUUAGAUAUGGACGCACUCUGGGGCGUUGCAGCAAAGAUACCGGAUUCCGGGCCUGCUGCAGCGAACCCUACCACCUUUACCACGAUUCUCAACGCGAUUAGGCAGAGUCUCCUUGUAGAUGCGCCAAAGGGAGAAAACGAGGAAGAGGUUGCGGCGAGACGGGAACGCGGUAUCGUAGAAGGCAGACGAGUUUGGGAGGAUGUUAUCGGCAAAUGGAGGAAUGCGGAUAUGGUUGUUGAAGAGGAGUUGGUGUGCGCUAUGGGCAGGCUGCUACUCAUUGGAAGCCGACCGCGAGACUGGGAUGAUGUACUGUCUUUGGUCGAACAGACUAUGGAUAUCCCACGGCUGGUACCCCGGCUCGGGACCGCUGAGCGCCAGAAUGCUGGUCUGCCCCGUCUCCGCGCAGAGAAUACCCCUGAGGAGUACAGGUUCGAUGAUGCCCAUCUGAGUCCUAAUAAGGGCUCUAUGCGCGGACAGGAGUUCCUCGCCUUGACGCCACAAGGUAUUGGGAGCGCUGUAUCAAAUCCUCUUACAUAUGCGACGCCGUCCAACAACACCCUAUCCAUGAUACAGGAAGCCUGUCAGAAGAUCGUGGCCAACAAAGCCGCAGAAGAGUACUGGAAUCUCCUGACCGACCCAACGACGUAUGGCGUCGUGCCGGAUAUCAACAACCUCCACAUGCGCCUACGAGUCCUUCGCCAGAACCGCGCAUCAGCUAACGCCGCCGAGCUCCUCAAGAGAGACUUCGUUGGAAAAGGCAUUGAGCCCAAGCCUGGAACCUUCAGGAUAGCGAUGAGCACUUGCGUCCGCGACAAAAACAACCAUAACUCGCUCAAGCACGCCAGUCGGAUUCUGCACCUCAUGAUGAUGACGCUCCCAGACGCCGAUCCAAAAACCGCCACCAUGUACGCCGAGCUCACUCUCACUUUCCCACUUGCCAAAGGCGAGGAUCUUGUCGAUGCGCUUACCUUCCUUCAACCCGUCAUCAAGAAUAUCCGACUCCAGCUCAGCGUGGGCGGGGAGCGCAAGUAUGGCAAGGUGGGCGCAGUAUACUUGACCGGAGCCGAGAGACAAGAUGCCAUCGCUGCUCUGAGGAAGAUCUGCGGUAUCUACGAUAAGCUGAUUAACUCCAACCUCAUCGCCGAGGAGCAGAAGGCGCCGUUCAAGGCCGAGAAGGCGAGGCUGUCUGCGUUCAUUAACAGGAUGAUGUUCAAGGAUGGGAAUCGGAAGUGGGAGCUAGCGAAGGAGGCGCUGGGUGCCGAAGCUGAUGCGGCCCCUGAGGAGGGCGAGGGAAAGAAAGAGGGUGGAGAAGAGAGUAAUAGAAAGGGCGGAGGUUGGCGGGCGCGUAAUGCGCUGCCUGUGGAGAAGCGGAGACCAUGGUUUUCAUCGCGGAGUGCGAGUGAGGCCGUCUAG
This is a messenger RNA of Trematosphaeria pertusa, 2181 nucleotides long. Its product is annotated as pentatricopeptide repeat protein-like protein. NCBI's taxonomy places the organism in Eukaryota, Fungi, Ascomycota, Dothideomycetes, Pleosporales, Trematosphaeriaceae. The transcript has 2 exons. Gene Ontology annotation, molecular function: protein binding. The record is from RefSeq and is a predicted model, not a curated record. Bases 1 to 2181 code for a protein of 726 amino acids.